GGUGUCUAUCUUUGACCAUCUUAGAGGCUCAUAUCAAAAUGUUCAAGCUCACUAUCUUGAUGGUUGCCUUGGCUUAUGCCAGCGCUGGAUACGUUGGAACGGAACAUUCUUAUGCUGCCCCUGUAGCAGCACAAUACUCAUCUGCUCCAGCCGUGAGCUAUAGCAACUUCAUCCGACAUUCACCAUCCUUGGGCCAUGGAUACGCCCAUGAUCAUCAUGCCCAUGCUGCUCCAGUCCUGGCUACUCCAAGCCACGGGUACGCUGCUCCAUUGACCAACCAUUUCACUUACGGCCAAAACCUUGCUCCAGCUCUUGCCUAUGACCAAGGUUACGCUCCAGCCCUAUCCCAUGACAACUAUGGAUAUACUGGCUACGCCGCCCCUCUGACCACAAAGCCCGUCGUCGUUGCUCAGCCUCAGCUGUACCACCACAACACCUAUGCCACUCAUGCUGCUCCGGUUCUGGCUGCCCACGAUUACAAUCAUGGCGGAGAUUUUGGAUACCAUAAGCAUCAUGGCCAUUACACUUACUAAACAUCCCUCCAUACGGUUGUUAAAAGUUACAUAGCUCAUUAUGCACUUGUUGACUUGAAACUGAAUUACAUUUAAGAGCGUUUCUUCGUGCAAUCCUU
Messenger RNA from Aedes aegypti (yellow fever mosquito), 631 nucleotides. RefSeq names its product cuticle protein 10.6. Lineage: Eukaryota; Metazoa; Arthropoda; Insecta; Diptera; Culicidae. The coding region runs from base 39 to 533 and encodes 164 amino acids. The transcript has 2 exons. The record is from RefSeq and is a predicted model, not a curated record.